CGUCUGCAAGACAGCGACAUGUAGACAGCAUGUCGUCCAUGGCUAGAGGACGAGGCGUCAAGGCCAGUAAGGUCGUCAAGCCGAAGAAGGACACGAAACGAACGACGGCACACACCAAAAAUUACCGCUUCCAGUCCUUCAACGAGCGCAUCGCAACGCUCAAGAUCGACCCGAUUCGACGGAGGCGACAUGUUGAGCAGGAAGAGAAGGAGGUAGAGACUUCGCACACAUACUUUGGGGAGGCUCUGUCAGAAUGGAGGGAUACAAAUCUGUCGACAACCUUCAGCGCAUUCGCCAAAGAUGCCGCCCCGCUAUGCGACAACCUGCCCGUGGUCCUGCACAACGAGAACAAGAUUGUGGACUUGCUGAUGGAAUACAUUGGAAGAGGCGAUGCGCUGGCUAUGGACCCGCUGUUCAAUUUGCUAUGGAACUUGGCCCGAGAUCUGGACACCCGCUUCGAGAAGCACUUCCAACGCGCCGUGGCUUCCGUCCUGGCUGUCGCCGCAAAGCACGAAGACCUGGCAGUGAUAAACGCCGGUUUUGACUGUUUGGCAUGGUUGUUCAAGCAUCUCUCGCGAUUGCUCGUGCCGGACCUCCGACCUUUGUAUGACCUGCUGGCUCCUUAUAUGGGCAAAGAGAAACAGAAGCCAUUCAUCGUCCGAUACGCCGCUGAAGCGUUCGCGUUCCUGGUGCGAAAAGCAGCCAUUGUCUAUGAACGGGAUUCCAAGCCCCUGACUACCGUCGUAGAACGCAUACUGAACGACUGUGCUCAGACGACCACGGAGACUACCGCGGAUCUCCAUCAGCAAGGUGUCAUGGCUGUGCUUAGUGAAUCGAUUCGAGGCGUUCAGCAAGGGCUCGCCAACGGCGGUGCCGCUAUACUGCAGACAACUUUCCCGACGGCUGAGAGGAUCAUGCAGGAUGAAUCGGCCAGUGCCGAGCGCAUCGUUUGUGGGUUGCUAACCGACUUUAUCCACUUCAGCAACCAGGAGGGUUUCAAGCCUGUCUUAGACACGAUUGUCUUGCACAUACAACAGAGCGUAGGUGCAGCUAGUGCCACUAGCAUCCAAUUCUGCACUUCCCUGCUUUCCACAGCCGUGUCCGUACGCAAAGGCUCUCGUAUCACAGAAUGGAAAACUGUUGUGCAAGUCACUGAGGACCUUGCCACCGCAGCUCAGAGGCUACAGGAACAAGACGCAAAGCUCGCACACGCUGUACUCAGUCUAUACGCCCUGGUACUGCAGUCGGCGCCCAUCGGAGCUGUCCAGAAGAUGGUCAAGACGCUAGACAUUUUCCGCAACGGCACCUGGGCUCCUUAUUUCGCACAAUUCUGCGAUAUGGUGCACAGACUUGGCGCGGAUCGUUUCAACGAGAUUUUGCUACCAUAUCUGCGAAAUUUUGUUGCUGAGCGAGCUGAACUCAACGACCCCCACCUUCUCUCACUGGUCGUUCGCGUAGGUGGAACGAGGCCGGAUCUGAAGCUGAAAUGCUCGAGAACUGCCAUACAACAUAUGCUGGCCUGUAUCGCAGAAAUCAACAGCGUCCAAGCUGAUAGCACUCAAGCUCUUGCGCAUUCGAAUUUGCUACUUCGUGCAUUGCCGCAUCUUGCGAUCGACGACAGCACUGUUGAUAGCUUCCGCGAGGCAUCACUGAACUUGGUAGAAGCAGUACUUCAUGCCGAAGAUGCCACUCCACUUGAGACAAAAUCGCUCAUAUACGGCUCCGUCCUGCGCCAAUUGCUUGUCAUGAGACCUGCAACGACAUUUCUCUCUGGCUCAUGGCCGGCACUUUGCCAAAGAAGUCCGGAAAUGGCACCUCUGCCAGCCUUCUGGACCAAUCUGCUGACCUUCAUCAAGGAGUACAAGCCGACGGACGUUCAGGGCGAGCAUAUUCGCGUACUUGAAGAUGUGCUUGUGUCUUCUCUGUGUUCGGCGUCGCACUCAAUCAGGCAGGAUGUUCUGGACAUCCUCCAAGAACUGUACAGGUUGCGAGGAUUGGAAGAGCCAACGAUCCUUGCGACUGCGAUCCUCGUGGAGUCGAUACCCAUCUCCCUAGAAGCCGCCAGGUCAAUGUCCAUGAACAUUCGACGCAUUCCACCACAAUACACCACCUUGUCCAGCGGCGACGUCAUGCAAAGAGCCAUCCCAACCUUCCUCUUCGGCUUGCUCCACUUGAAUCUUUCCCAGGCGUGGGAGGACGCUAGCGAAGCGCUUGCCGCUAUCAGUCAGAACAAGGUCGGAGAAGAAGUUGUCAUAAGCCUAGCUCAGAAAUGGAUCGAUGGAAAAUCGGAUGACGAGCCGCUGCCACAGACACCUCAGCUGAUGGACGUCGACACUGACGGCUUCAAAGUCUUUUCGAGCUUCGAAUGCCCAAAUUUCGCCAAGAUGCAAGCAAUUUCUAAGCAAGUUUUCGAGGUCCCAUACAGCGGUCUGCCUUCCCCCGAAGAACAACUAAGCUUAGACACGCGAAAAAUGCCAUUGAUCUCGCAAAGUGCGCGAUCUCAAGCACUGCGGGUCUUGAGCAAGAUUCCACAGAUCGCAGAGAAACGUUCGCGUUUGCUUGUUCCCACUCUGCUAAGAUGGGCAGGAUCGGUGCAGGAAGGCGACGAUGAAGCAUCGGGCUCGGAUCGUUGGGCGCGGAAGGACCAGAAGGCCUUGCUGGGAAUCUUUGCUCAAUUCAACAACCCGAGAGUGCUGUACAAGGCGGAAGCCGUGUUUAGCGCACUACUGGCGCUAUGUGGAAACGGUGAUCUUGAGAUUCAGAAGUCCGCGCUCAAAGCUGUGCUCGCUUGGAAAGACAAGUCGCUCACCCGAUAUCAAGAACACCUCAAUAAUCUUCUUGACGAAAACCGGUUCCGUGAAGAGCUGUCGGUCUUUUUGCACGAUGCAGCUGAAUCUGGGGAAGGCGAGGACGGCAUCCGUCCGGAAGAUCAUGCAACUCUAAUGCCAGUUCUUCUGCGCUUGUUGUACGGCCGCGCGGUAGCAGGCGGUAAGGAAGGCCAAUCCGGCCGCCGCAAGGCGAUAUUUGUUGCUUUGUCAAGAUUUGGCGAAGAUACAUUGGGAGCAUUUCUCGACAUUGCGUGCAAGCCCCUCGCUGGUGAAGAAUUUGAGAAGAGCACUGAUGAGAUCCCGAUGCCCAGGACGUCGCUACGUCAGCAACUUGGUCUGGUCAACAUGUUGGACGACAUGCUGCGAACGCUUGGUGAUGGUCUCGAGACAUUCGCGCCAAAGCUCGCGCGAGUCAUCCUUGCAUGUACCAUCAGUGCAGCGCACAAGCUGGAACAAGAGAACGGCUCCGAUCCGGCCUUGGCCCGCUCCAUUCGACAGACUGGCAUACAGUGUCUGGUCAAGAUUUUUGCCACGAUGACAGCUUUUGACACACAACAAUAUGGUCUCAUAGUCACUGAAAAGCUGAUCUUGCCUCGCUUGAGCUCGUUUGCAAUCGAAACUGCGCAAUCCGUGUCAGGUACCUUACGUCUCUUCUCUGCCUGGAGCGAACGCAAUGAUACUGCUUCCUUGUUCAUUGGACCUGGACACGCGAUAUUGGCGCAGGUGGCAGACCUACUUCAAGGCAAGCACACAAAGAAAGAAGUACAAUUAUUUGUGCUCCAGCAAGUCUUGGACAACCUUGUUACGAUUGACAUCGAGCCAACAAUUCUGCAGCCUCAUGUGUCAAGCUUCGUCAAAGCCAUCGGAGCAGUCAUUGAGCAGCAGCCGUCCAAGGAUGCUCUAGAUGCCUGUGUGCACUCUUUCUCACAGCUUGCUGGGCGGAUUCAAUCAGAGUCUGAAGCUGCGCACGUUACCAGGACAUGCACGGAACUUCUCAAGAAACCCAACAGGGAGGUUUCUCCUCCAACCAAGUCUGGUCUGCUGCGGACGAUCUUGCCUCUCAUCGAGAACUUCGGUGUAGAGAGCAGAGAUGAUUUGUACGAUGCGGUUUGCGUACUGUAUUCCCGUCUGUCCCAUGCAGAGAGCCGAGUGCUACUUUCUAAGGUCCUCGCUGCACUUGUACGUGAUGACCCAUCACUGAGUGACAUCGCUCAUGUUUGCGAAGACAUGAAUGCCCGGGGAACACGACUGGAUGAACCGGAUUUCCAGCGGCGCGACAGCGCUUUCAACAAGGUGAAGUCCUCCAGCUCAGAUUUCACCAUUGAGCAAUGGUUACCACUGGUACACAACUUGCUCUUCUACAUCCGCGAUCCGGAAGACCGCGUGAACCGCACUGAUGCUUCGUAUGGCCUCCAGCUGUUCGUGUCUGCUGCAUCAAAGCACGCCGAUCAGCAGCGAUGGAUGUCGCUGCUCGAACAUGCCGUGCUCGCCGGCAUCGAGCGUGGUAUGCAUGAGAAGUCCGAGCUGGUACGGGCCGAGUACUGCCAGGUCCUGAAUCACAUCAUUGGAACAUUUCCGGAAUGGCAGAAGAUCAGUGGUUUACGCCUCCGGGGGCACGAGGAUGAGGAGACGUCUUUCUUUCUCAACGUGCUACAUAUUCAACUCCGGCGCAGGAUGGCUGCAGUGCAAGUGCUUGAAAGCGAGGCCGCAAAUGUGGGUUCGAAUAGUGCCUUUCGCAUACUUCUGCCACUCCUAGAACAUUUCGUCUUCGACGCGGCUGAGGGAGAGGCUGGACUCAAUCUUGCUAAUCAGACCAGGAAAGCCAUUGGUGCGCUUGGCAAAGCCCUCAAUAAAAACAGUUUCCGUUCCACAUUCCAGCGGUACAUCGGCUAUCUCAAGAACAAGGAGAAAGAUGAUCACGAGACUAUCGAGAAGCGAGUCCUCCAGCUUCUUCGUGAGAUGGUCGAGGGCAUCAUCGCCCUGCCUCAAGAUCAAAGACCAAUCAGCGAAGCUAUCAUCAGAGAGCAGCUCACUCCCCUGCUGGCAUACCUGCAGCAGAAAGAUGAGUCUACUGUCGACCGACGCAUUUCUAUAGCCGUGACGAUUGUCAAGCUCAUGUCAUCUUUGCCGCAAGAGGAAUUUGCCUCGCGACUGCCUGGAGUGCUUACGGACAUUUGCCACGUUCUACGCAGUAGAAGCCAAGAAGCUCGUGACCAAACGAGAAAGGCCCUUGCACAGAUACUGGAGUUCGUCGGGCCUACUUAUUUCAGCUUUAUCCUGAAGGAGCUCAAGGGAUCCUUGAAACGCGGCUAUCAAUUGCACGUCUUGUCCUUUACUGUGCACUCUCUGCUAGUCGGCAGUCUCGACAGUUUUAAGCCGGGUGAUCUCGAUGAAUGUCUACCACAUCUCAUGGACGUGAUCAUGGAUGAUAUCUUUGGCGUUACUGGCCAAGAAAAGGAUGCCGAGGAGUACAAGAGUGGAAUGAAGGAAGUCAAGAGUAGCAAAAGCUACGACACGAUGGAACUUCUCUCGCGAGUGACCCCAGUACGUCAAUUAGGAGCUCUGGUACGACCGCUCCAUAGCAUGCUCUCUGAAAUGCUGGACAACAAAUCGGUCAAGAAGAUCGAUGAUCUACUCCUACGGCUUCGCAAAGGACUGGACCAGAACCCUGAGGCUGACAGCCGAGACAUGCUCAAGUUUUGCUGGGAGAUAGUUAGCCAGGUCUAUGCUGGAGAGAAUGCUCAGACAUCGAAACCCGCGAUUGAUGAGCGCCGCAAGCGUUAUGAGAUCCAGCCAGAACCGGAGAAGAAGAAACUUGGCCCUAAAGGCGGUACUGCGUCCUACAGGUACAAGCUCAUCGCAUUUGCGCUCAGUCUGCUCAGAAAGGUAGUCCGGCGCCAUGAAGACUUGCAAACACCUGCAAACAUGGCAGAAUUUUUACCUAUGGCAGGAGAUGCUCUGAUACAAGGCCAAGAAGAAGUCAAGCUUGCCGCAGUCCGGUUUUUGUCAACCAUCAUGCGCGUUCCCAUCAAGCAGCUGGAGGAGGAUGCACCUGUCUAUGUCAAAGAGGCCGUUGCGAUGAUCAAAAGCGCUUCCAGCAGUACUACUGAUGCUUCUCAAGCAGCGCUUGAGCUCAUCACGUCCGUGUUACGCGAGAGACGCUCCGUGCAGAUCAAAGAAAAGGAUAUCGCGCUGCUACUGAAGCGUGUCAAGAACGAUGUCGAUGAGCCAGAUCGUCAGGGCGUCAUCUACAAAUUCUUACGGGCAAUCCUUGGACGAAAGAUUGUUAUUGCAGAAGUCUACGAAGUCAUGGAUGAGGUGGGCAAGGCUAUGGUUACCAACCCGGAUCAGUCGAUUAGAGACAGCGCGAGAAGUGCAUAUUUCACUUUCGUCAUGGACUUCCCACAAGGCAAAGAUCGAUGGGAGAAGCAGACGUCCUUCCUCGUCACGAACCUGAAGUACAAACAUGCUGCAGGACGACAAAGCGUGAUGACAUUCUUGUACUCAAUGCUGGACAAGGUCGGCGACGAUGUGAUACAAGAUCGAGCACUCGAGAUUUUCUUGACUCUGGUGCCGUUGCUAAUUGCUGAUCCUGAUGCCAAGUGUCGUGAUUCGGCCGAGCUGCUCAUUGCCAAGAUCUUCGAACGAGCAGAAGAUGAUAAAUUGAUGGCGCAACUGCUCAGCACCAUGGAGACGUGGCUGAGGAAAGAUAAGCCACUGCUCAAGGCCGGAUCAUUGCAGUGCUGGAGAAUCCUACUCCAGAACCGUCAGCUAUCGCAGAAGCAGCUUGCCGGGUUGCGUAGUAAAGUGGAGGACAUCCUCACGGAGCAGGAUGGAGAGUUCUCUCAACCGCAAGUGGUCCAUGAUGCGUUGCAGGUCCUUGCUGUCCUAGUCCAGCGCUUUCCUGAAGUUGGACUCGCAGAGUCUUCUGAAGACGUAUGGCAAGCCGUUCAUAAGCUCCCGGCCACUGACGAUGCACGAGUGCAGACAAUGGUUGCUUCGCUCCAAGGGGACUAUUUCGCGGACUUUGCAAGCACCAGCUCCAAAACUGCAACAGGCCUUGCUGGUCUGCCUUUGAGAGGCUCUGGAGGUCUCGAGCUCGGCGCAGAGGACAUGCGACGCCUUUGUCUUGUCUCUUUGCGAGCGCUACGCGCUGUAGCUCUCAGCACUGAGGACAGUCUCACAGCCCACAUUGUGCGCAAUCUUGCCGAUCUUGGUCGUUUCUUCGCGGCCAACGAGAUGCCAUGGAACGAUCAGGCCGUACUGAGUUCCGAAGCCUCUGAAGAUGAUGAAGAGCAGGAUGAGGAUGAACGCGUCUCCGAGCUGGCAAUCGCUCAUCUGCUCCGCCGGCUGUCGUCAAUGCUGAUGGCUGAUAAAUUCUCCAUUGUCUCUCGCACAGCUGCCCUGGAUACCCUCGCAAAGACUAUCAAGCACUUGGGUAGCAUCCCUGGCACGAGUCUUCAGCCCAUUCUUCGCCCACUUUAUGCACUCACGGACCCGACUGUGCCCAAAGCCCCGGGCGACCGGCACCAAAAGUUGCAGGACAACGCUGCAGAGCUUCUGAAUUUGAUCCAACAGAAGCUUGGUCAGGAGAAGUUCUUGGCUGCGUUGGCCGUCACUCGUAGCGAAGCGAAACUCAGAAGGGAGGAGCGGAGACAGAAGAGAAGAAUCGAAGCCGUCACCGAGCCAGAACGAUGGCAGAAGAGUAAGCAGAGAAAGUAUGAAAGCAAGAAGAGCAGGAAGAAGGAGAAGGGUCACGAGGCGAGAAGCGCAAGAAGAGGCUGGUGAGCGGCUUGAAAGUGUGUACAACAUUGCAUCUGGACAAAUGAGCGGAAAAUGCAUAGCGCGGGCGUUUGCGGUGAGUCUGUAGAGGUAUCGGUGACUUUGAAGACACCAUGCAAGCACAGACAAUUCCUUUCAGACCGACAUACUGCUAAUCUAGGUCUAAUGUCCCUCUCCGGCUAGCUUGCAACCAUUCAGGGACUGCUGGCAUACCUUUCUCUUCAUCCUUUGACACCACU
This is a messenger RNA of Cercospora beticola, 7849 nucleotides long. It is a transcript of the gene UTP20, whose product is annotated as Utp20p. NCBI's taxonomy places the organism in Eukaryota, Fungi, Ascomycota, Dothideomycetes, Mycosphaerellales, Mycosphaerellaceae. The record is from RefSeq and is a predicted model, not a curated record. Gene Ontology annotation, cellular component: small-subunit processome; 90S preribosome; nucleolus.